AUGGCUCCGCGAUCUGCGGGGCCGGCCAUGCUGCCCGCGCUGCUGGCGCUGGCCGUCCUGCUACCGGCGGUCGGGGCCGCGCCGGGCGGUGGGGCGCGCGGCCUGAAGGGGGCGUCCAAUCACAGAUACGCGGAGGGGGACAGGAUCGAGAUGUUCGCAAACAAGGUCGGGCCUUACUACAAUCCAAGCGAGACCUAUCAGUACUACAGCUUUGCAUUCUGCCCGCCCCCCAGCGACAAGCGUGUCUUCAAGCCGGAGGACCUGGGGGAGGUUCUGGAGGGUGACCGGCUGGUGACCACCAAAUAUGAAAUACAGUUCCUCGUGGACAUCCCAGAACAGGAGCUGUGCCAGAAGGACUUGUCCGAUGCAGAUGUAGCCAAGUUCAGGAAGGCUGUCAAGGAGGACUACUACUACCAGAUGUAUUUCGACGACCUGCCCAUCUGGGGUCUGUUUGGUAGGCCGGAGACCACCCCAGGCACAAAGUAUUACCUCUACACCCACACCCACUUCGACAUUGCCUACAAUGGUGACAGGGUGAUUGGCGUCAAUGUGUCAACGGAUCCCAACAAGGCUGUGGACAUCACCAGUGUUGGCCACGUGACUCUGCCCUUCACAUACUCAGUGAAAUGGCACCAAACAGAACUGACUUUUGAUCGCAGACUGGAGAAGUACUCAAAGUACUCUGUCGUUCCUGAGCACCUGGAGAUCCACUGGUUCUCCAUCAUCAAUUCCUGCGUCACAGUUCUGCUGCUCACGGGAUUCCUGGCCACCAUCCUUAUGCGGGUCCUCAAAAACGACUUCAUGAAGUACACAAAGGAUGACGAGAUGGGCGACGACCAGGAGGAGAGUGGCUGGAAGUACCUGCACGGCGAUGUUUUUCGCUUUCCGAGGCCGUUGUCCCUGUUUUGUGCAAUGCUGGGCACGGGCACCCAGAUCUUGGUCAUUGCCAUCUUCAUAUUCGUGUUGGCUGUCUUUGACGUGUUCUACCCAUACAACAGGGGUGCCCUGUUGACCGCUUGCGUGGUGUUGUAUGCCCUGACCUCUGGGAUAUCUGGAUAUGUUGCAGCCUCUUGGUACAAGACGAUGGGUGGCACCAGCUGGGUGCCCAACAUCAUCCUCACCUGUGCUCUUUUCCUAGGGCCCCUGCUGUGCCUCUUCUCCUUCCUGAACACUGUGGCGAUUGCUUACGGCUCCACGCAGGCCCUGCCGUUUGGCACCAUAUGCGUCAUAAUCGUGAUCUGGGCGCUCGUGACGUUCCCGCUGACUGUGAUUGGCGGCAUUGCGGGGAAGAACUCCAAGUCGGAGUUCCAUGCGCCAUGUCGAACAACAAAGUACCCAAGGGAGAUCCCACCACUCCCCUGGUACCGUCAGACACUGGCGCAGAUGGCGAUGGCAGGGUUCCUGCCAUUCAGUGCCAUAUACAUCGAGCUGUACUACAUAUUUUCCAGCAUCUGGGGCCACAAGCUCUAUGUCAUCUGGAGCAUCCUCUCCAUCGUCUUCGUCAUCCUCGUGAUCGUCACCGCCUUCAUCACGGUCGCCCUGACCUACUUCCAGCUGGCCGUGGAGGACCACCGCUGGUGGUGGCGCUCCUUCCUGUGCGGCGGCUCCACGGGCGCCUUCAUCUUCGUGUACUGCUUCUACUUCUACUUCCAGCGCUCCACCAUGUCGGGCUUCAUGCAGACGUCCUUCUUCUUCGGCUACAUGGGUGUGGUGUGCUACGCCUUCUUCCUAAUGCUGGGCAGCGUGGGCUUCCGGGCUUCUCUAAUGUUUGUUCGGCACAUAUACAGGGCCAUUAAGUGCGAAUGA
This is a messenger RNA of Ostreobium quekettii, 1806 nucleotides long. NCBI's taxonomy places the organism in Eukaryota, Viridiplantae, Chlorophyta, Ulvophyceae, Bryopsidales, Ostreobiaceae. The record is from the annotation of a GenBank genome assembly.